This is a messenger RNA of Sebastes umbrosus (honeycomb rockfish), 4741 nucleotides long. RefSeq names its product retinitis pigmentosa 1-like 1 protein. Bases 1 to 2562 code for a protein of 853 amino acids. The transcript has 4 exons. NCBI's taxonomy places the organism in Eukaryota, Metazoa, Chordata, Actinopteri, Perciformes, Sebastidae. The record is from RefSeq and is a predicted model, not a curated record.
AUGUGCAAGCGGCGAGCCAACGCCAAUUUGCCUCUGAUCUGGGGCUGUUCUGCCAAAGGUGUUCAGUGUUCUGGACCAGGACCAGAGGAACUUGCACCAGUAACUGAAGACCACAUAGAGGAAAAAGAACCAGUUCAGGAGAAACUCAUUCCAGUUGUUGCAGAUGAAGCAGCUCCAUCUCCGAAGGAAUCACCUGCUGAAGAAGACAUUCCAGUUAUUGCAAAAGAACCAGAACCAAGUUUCCUCGAAGAUCAGGUCCAUGAUGAAGCUGAUGAAGCACAGGAUCCAGCCCCUCAGGAGCCUUUGGCUGCAGCUCCACAAGAAUCUACAGAGGAGGAACCUGUCCCUGAGGAAGCUGCCUUUGCAGAGGUAUCUCCAGAUGAAACCACUGAAGAAGCUGCCCCAGCUGUUGCUAUAGACAGUGAACAGCAUGACUCGGACCUGGUCAUUCCUUUAGAUGCUUCAGAGGAUGAAGCUUUAGAGGAAAAUACAGAAGAAGAAACUGCUGCUGCUGUAGAGAGUGAACUGCCUGACCCGGUCCUGGUCAUUGCUUUAGAUGCUUCAGAGGAUGAAGCUCCAGAGGCAAAUGCAGAAGAAGAAACUGUUGUUGCUGUAGAGAGUGAACAGCAUGACUCAAUCCUGGUCAUUCCUUUAGAUGCUUCAGAGGAUGAAGCUCCAGAGGCAAAUGCAGAAGAAGAAACUGUUGUUGCUGUAGAGAGUGAACAGCAUGACUCAAUCCUGGUCAUUCCUUUAGAUGCCUCAGAGGAUGAAGCUCCAGAGGCAAAUGCAGAAGAAGAAACUGCUGUUGCUGUAGAGAGUGAACAGCAUGACCCGAUCCUGGUCAUUGCUUUAGAUGUUUCAGAGGGUGAAGCUCCAGAGGCAAAUGCAGAAGAAGAAACUGUUGUUGCUGUAGAGAGUGAACAGCAUGACCCGAUCCUGGUCAUUCCUUUAGAUGCCUCAGAGGAUGAAGCUCCAGAGGCAAAUGCAGAAGAAGAAACUGCUGUUGCUGUAGAGAGUGAACAGCAUGACCCGAUCCUGGUCAUUGCUUUAGAUGUUUCAGAGGAUGAAGCUCCAGAGGAAAAUGCAGAAGAAGAAACUGCUGCUGCUGUAGAGAGUGAACAGCAUGACCCGAUCCUGGUCAUUCCUUUAGAUGCUUCAGAGGAUGAAGCUCCAGAGGAAAAUGCAGAAGAAGAAACUGCUGUUGCUGAGAGCGAUGUAGAAAACACAUCACCAGAACAGCAGGAUCUGGAAGAUCCAGUCCCAGCUGCAUCAAUCCCCAUUAUUCCUGUCGGGGCUUCAGAAAAUGAAGCUUCAAAGGGAAAUGCAGCAGAAGAAGCUGCUCCAAAAGAACUUUUACUUACAUGUACUUGUAAAAUCCCUGGUGGCAGUACUAAGGCAGGACUUGCUGCUCCUCCUCUGACACCAGAAGAAGAGAAAUUUGUUGUACUCGUCCCUGCAGAACUUGAGACAGAGGAGGCAGGUCAAGGGGAAUCUGCUGUUAUUGUUCCUGUAGAACCUGCUGAACCGGAGUCGGAUCAAGAGGAACAAGAGGAAACAAUCUCUAUCAUUUUUGCAGAAACAAAAGAGGAAGCUCCAGAGGAAGAUGCAAGAGAGGAAGAAGUUGCCCCGGUAGUCCUGGAAGAAAAUGCUGAAGUGGAAGAAGAAGAAUCUGUUGCCGUCUUUCCUGUAGAGCUUGAGAACGAAGAGGAAGGUCAAGUGGAACCAGCUGCAGAACAAACGGCACCACAAGAGUCAGCCCCAGACGAUCCUGCUGUCAUUGUUCCUUUGGAUCAUGCUGAAAAGGAAGAACAAGUUAUAGAAGAAUCAAUCCCAAUAGUUUCCCCAGAAGCACCAGAAGAAGAAGAAGCUCCAGAGGAAGCUGUUGGGGUGCCCGUCCUAAUAGUCCCAGAAGAAAAUGCAGAAGAGGACCCUGUUACAAAUGAAGAGCCUCUUCCUGGUGCACCAGAAGAUCAAGAAUCAGUUGUCCUUGACACAGAAGAGGAAGGUCAAGUGGAACAGGCUGCAGGGGAAACCCUGGAAACACCUGCUGUCAUUGUUCUUGUGGAACCCACUUGUGAGGAACCAGCUCCAGAAGACCCAAUCCUCAUCAUCCCCAUGGAAGAUCUAGAAGAGGGUGCUCAAGAAGAAGAAGUUCAAUCAGAUCCUCUCCCAAAGGAAACAGCACUGGAAGAGGACACAGUAGGUGACAGCGAUGCAGAGAUACUUGUCACAUCCGUCAGUGAGACCCCAUCUGAGAAUGACACUAUAGAGGGAGCACAGGAUCCAGGUCAGGAAGUCCCAGUUGCUGCAACAGAGAUCUUAAUUGAAGCCCCAGCUGAACAUCCUGCCCCAGCUGUCCCUGAAGCACGAAUCGUUCCUGCUCCUCAUGGCACCAGCAUGAAGACACGCGGUGGAGAUUUGAAAGCUGCUGCUAUAUUGAUAGAAGAUGAACCUGUAGCUCAGGUGAAAAGGGGGGCAGUGCUCGGUGCAGCAUUCUUCACGCUGCUGUCUCUUUUCAUUAUCGGGAUUGUUGGGAUGUUUGUAUUAAAGAAAUUGCGCUGAAUGCAAGACACUGGAGUAAAGGCUGAAUUGACAAAUGGAAUCGCAGUUUGUUAUGUGGAGCAACUGAAGCACUGAGCUGAACAAGUUUCUCUGCGUUGGAUCUUUGCUUAAGAAAGUUUCCAGUUCCUCCAAGGUUUGGACAGCCAGAAAGACACUAUAAGAAAGGAAACCAGUGGUCGAAAGAGGUAUUAAGAUUUUCUGUUUCAGUUAAAGAAGUAAUACAAAAAUACUCUACUAGUAAAAAUCCUAUUUAUACUUUACUUAAGUAGAAAUAUGACAGUAUCAUCAGCAUAAAAUAGCCUACUUAAAGGUAAUAGUAUUCAUUAGAUAGCAGAAUGGCCCCUGAUGCAUUAAUGUGUAAGCAUAAUUUUCCUGUUGGGUGAGGGGGAGCUAAUUUUACCUACUUUAUAUACUUUUAGGUAGAUUAAAGGCAUCCUGUGGAGUUUUCUUGUAAACAAAACUUUUGUUAUCAUUCAGUGUGUCUCACCAAAAUGCAUUGUGUGUUCCCUGGAGGUCUAAUAUUUUAUGAAUAUUUUCAAUCUUUCAUUGUUUAAAUGCUAGCAGUUAUCUUCAUUACUGCCUUGCUGGUACUUCUCUACUCUUCUCUGCAUCUUAUUACCACUUACUGUUGAAUAGCCAGAAAAUAGCGACAGGAAUGUGCAUCAUGUUGUUUGUGUUCUCGUGCACAAACUCAAUACAAACAAAGCAGGGACCCACUUGUAAAAACAUUGCUCCAUAGCGCUACCAGUGGCCAAAAGCUCCCCAGGUUAACAUUAAUCUAUGUAAAUGCAUCAUAUUUUAUAGGCUGAUCAGAGGUUUUGUAUAUAAAACUGUGACUACAGUACUAAUGUCAAAUAAAUGCAGGGGAGUAAAACAAACAGCACUAUCCUCAAGUAUUUGUAGCAUAAUAGAACAGCCCAGUCGCAAGGAAAAAAGGUUGGCAUUGUACGUUUCUGCAAACCACGGAUACACUGAAUGUCAGCGUUUUUGCAUUCGGUCAGGGCAAAUGACUUAGUAUAUCAAGCGACCGUUAUUGAAAGUUACGUGGAAUAAUAACGAGUAUAACAAGCGAGAAAGUACACUACGGGCAGCUGGGAGGGGUGGUGGACGGGUAAAACAAACACAGGACUUGGAGACCGCCGUUCAUGUCCAAAAGUAAAUGCUGACUUUACGCUAGAAAGUCCGCUAAGGGCGUUGAAAUGGUUGUUACAUUAUGUUGCUACGUUAUUAUUUUAACACAAACCAUGAUGUUUUUUUAACCGUAACCAAGUAGUUCCGUUGUCUAAACCUAACUAAUCGUUUAACAAUGUUAACCGCAUGGCAUUGUGUGUUUCUGCAAGCGUGUUACGAGGCUGAUAUGAAACGUAUUUAUGAAAAGUAUUUUUGGUUCAGAAACAUAGAUGUAACGUAUCCCGUAGUUUGCAGAAACGUACAAUGCCAACAUUUUUUUCUGGCGACUGGGUUGAAUAGAAAUACUCAAGUGAAGUAUAAGUACCUUCUACAUGAUCUUAAAACUGUGUCUUCAGCUAAUGUAAACUGUUGAAUGGCUGUUAUAAGUAGAGUAGUAGCUACUUGGGACAUGAUAACAUGUAGUGUGUAAGCAUUUGUGAAUGUUCUGAUUCAUCUGAAUGAUCAUGUUUUGAUUUUGAAAUUCAUAGAUGAUGAAAACUUUGAUGCACCUAUAACUUUACUUGUUGAGCUUUUUUUUUUUUUUAUAGUGGAUCAUUAAGGAUAAGGUCAGUGUGGGUAUAGUGAUUAUUUUAUUUAUUGUGGUUGUUCAAUCACAUACUGUCUAGCCUUUAAUCACAAAGGUACAAUAUGUACAUUUCGACUGGCCCCAUGGGUCACAAAUACAGUUCAUCACAUGCAUGAAAAAGCACACGUCCUAUAUGUGUCAAGAGCCAUGUAGGCCUAUCACUUUCCGUGUUCUGUCCUGCAGCAUGAGACGGAGAGCUCCCCUAUCAAUCACACUUUGGCAUGCUGCAGUACCAGCUAUAUGUCCACGGCUCAUCCUGCACUGUAAAUAUUUUUAGGAUGGUGAGGGGAACAUGGUGUUCCAAGUGAAAGCUGUGUCCUGUAUUAAAACUGCACCCAAGUACAGUAAACAUGUCCCACUGUAAUUGUUGCACUUGUUGUAAAGAGCCUGUAUGAAAUAAAUAUAGAUUUACAAAACCUGGGA